AUUUGUCAUCCGGGGAGCUCAGAGUAGUAGUCAAACCUUCUGUGUUAGAAACCCUAGCUGUGAUUGACAGCUGGGUUUGCGGGGGCCUUGCCCGCCUGUGUUGACAGGAAUUAUGAGGAUUUGUCAAAGCCUAAUGGACAUGGAAAUGCCAGAUUAUGCUGAGUCUCUCGACUCCUCGUACACCAUGCUAGAGUUUGAAAACCUGAGGGUGCUGCCCACAAAUUCAGCAGAGGCCCUUGUCUCAGAGACCGGCAACAAUGGCUUACUUGCAAAUGGGGUCAACUCGUUGUGUGCCAUAUGUGGGGACCGGGCAACUGGGAAGCAUUACGGUGCUUCCAGCUGCGAUGGUUGCAAAGGGUUCUUCAGACGGAGCGUCCGGAAGAAUCACAUGUAUUCGUGCAGGUUCAGCAGACAAUGUGUGAUAGACAAGGACAAGAGAAACCAGUGUCGGUAUUGUCGUCUGAAAAAAUGUUUCCGAGCAGGAAUGAAAAAGGAAGCUGUACAGAAUGAACGGGACAGGAUCAGCAUCCGGCGAAGCAGUUAUGAAGACAACGGGGCACUGUCCAUCACCAUCCUCACCCAGGCAGAAGGAAUGGCACAGCAGUACUCAGCUCUCCGUCCUGUGCACAAUGCAGAGAUCGCCAUGAAGAAAAUCGCCACGAUCAACGACGUGUGUGAAUCGAUGAAGCAGCAGCUUUUAGCCCUGGUGGAGUGGGCAAAAUGCAUCCCCGUGUUCGGUGAGCUUCCCCUGGACGAUCAGGUUGCCUUGCUAAGAGCCCACGCAGGGGAACAUCUCUUGCUGGGAGUUGCAAAGCGCUCAAUUCCAUACACAAAUUUUCUCUUACUAGGCAAUGACUUCAUCAUCCCCAUGCAAUGUCCAGAGCUUGAAAUUGCCCGAGUGGCCAUCAGGAUCCUGGACGAGCUGGUGAAGCCCUUGCGGGAAAUUCAGAUCGACGAGAAUGAAUAUGCCUGCCUUAAAGCCAUAGUCUUUUUUGAUCCAGACUGCAAAGGGCUGAGCGAUCCAGGGAAAGUCAAGAAUAUGCGUUUCCAGGUCCAGGUGAACCUGGAGGAUUACAUCAAUGACCGGCAAUAUGACUCCCGGGGAAGGUUCAGCGACAUCCUCCUGCUGCUCCCUCCGCUACAGAGCAUCACCUGGCAGAUGAUAGAGCAAGUUCAAUUCAUCAAACUCUUCGGCAUGGCCAGGAUUGACAGCUUGCUGCAAGAAAUGCUUCUUGGAGGAACAAGCAUGGAUAUGCCCCAAUACCAGCCAGGUCCUUCCAGCCAUAAUAUGGAGCCUCUUCCAGGUCACAUCGUGCUGCCUAGUACAAUCGGCUCAGUGAUUCACACCAUUUCAGUCUCUUCACCAGAAACUUCGCUCCCUUCUCCUUCUACCAGCACAGGAAGUGAAGAUUACAAACUGGGUCCUACCCCUGGAUCCGAAAUCCCAACUACCCUUUUGCCUCAGGUGAUCAUCCCCAAACAAGAGAUCCUCUAGGAAAUCCACUCUUAUUUUUUUAGUUGUCCCUUUUUGAAUUCAACAAGCUUUGUUCUCAUAAUGGCAGCCAACACUGCUAGGUUUCCCGCCCACUAAAUCACUUUGCAUCUCACUUGGGUCCUCCCCAAGAAAAGAUCCCCCAACAUUAUCAGCAUAGCAGGUGUAAACUAUCAUAUAAAACAUUGGCAGUUAAGUAGUUUAUUUUCUGUUACACUCCCAUCUAUUGUGUUCUGGUGGAAACACCAGAACUGGUUUGGAUGGAACACCAAAUGGAGAUUAGCUCCGUGCAGGUCUUAAAAUCAGUUUGAUGGUCAUAGUCCAACAAUAGUUCUAGUUGAGAGAUACAUACAUAUGAUCGGCAUACUCCUAGGACUUAAUCUAAAUUUUUGAGAUUCCUCUUACCAUUUGUAAAAAUAUGUAUAUCAAUAUUUGAACAAAAUAAAUUGUACUUACUUCAAGCAAUA
Crotalus tigris (Tiger rattlesnake) is the source of this 1959-nucleotide messenger RNA. Its product is annotated as hepatocyte nuclear factor 4-beta-like. The record is from RefSeq and is a predicted model, not a curated record. Bases 113 to 1495 code for a protein of 460 amino acids. NCBI's taxonomy places the organism in Eukaryota, Metazoa, Chordata, Lepidosauria, Squamata, Viperidae. Gene Ontology annotation, biological process: cell differentiation; positive regulation of transcription by RNA polymerase II; anatomical structure development. The transcript is spliced from 10 exons. Gene Ontology annotation, molecular function: nuclear receptor activity; zinc ion binding; RNA polymerase II cis-regulatory region sequence-specific DNA binding.